AGCCUACCGGAAUGUCAUCAAAUCAUCAUUUGCGGUAAUUCACGACAGACUGAAAUUAUUUUACGGGUCAAAUACUUCUAUUUUGGGCGGUCGUCGCUUUACUGUUCAACAUGACUGAUACAAAGCAAGAUAUUGCAGAUCCUGCUGAUGGGAAAAAUGUACAAGAUUUAACACAGUUUGUACAACAACUUUUGGAACAAAUGCAGAACAACUUUCAAGCAAUGUCUGAUCGCAUCAUAGGCAGGAUAGAUGAGAUGGGAAAUCGCAUAGAUGACCUUGAAAAGAGUGUGGCUGACCUGAUGAUGCAAGCUGGAGUGGAUGAUUCUGAGAAGGCAGACAAGUAGAUUCCAAAUGCUUCUAACCGACCCUCCAUGGCAAUAUCAUCACUGGAACUUCUUUUAGUAAUCAUUUGAUGUUUGGUUUUUAAUAAUAUUUGAAUUUGAAGACAUUUUUUUUUCUCGGUCAAGAUGUUGAUGCUUUUGGGGGACUUUCAAAUUUCUAUUUAAAUUUGAUGAUACAACAGUAAUUUCCUUUCUUUUCACAACCUAUUUCCGAUUAUUUAUAUCUUUAUUUCCUUAUUUAUUUAUUUACUCAUUCAAUUGAUGUGAAUUAACUAAAUUAUUCCUCUUAUUUUUAAGAGUGAAGUUCUUCCUAUUUUGUCUCAUUUGACUUUUAUCAUAUUUUAUUUGAAAUAUUUUGUCCUAAAAGAACUGUAAAAAUAAUCUACAAUCAACUUGAUAUUCUUCCAAAAGAAAAAUGUGAAGUGUCCUUGUUAACAAAUCAGCCAUGUAAUGUUUUGUUUUAUUGUAAUUUUUUUCUUGCUAGUUUGCUAGAUCAUAAUGUUUAUAUAUUCUUUAUAUUCCUACAUGUACAUUUAUAUGAACAUUCUAUCUUUAGACAAGAUGAAGAGAAACCAGUUUAUUGAUGUUUUCUUUUCAAAUUGAACCCCUCUCCUAUAUUUGCCAAACACAAUAUGAAAAGAUAUAGCCAGCAUUAAAAAAAAGGUUGGUGCAAUAUGUGAUUUUUUUUGGAGAGUCAGAAAAUGCAGAAACUACUUGUACCUAGUGUUCAAAUGACACAACUUUAAUUCUAAAUAUUACUGGGAAGACGUAGCCUAAUUGUGAUAGAGGGAAGUUUGGGUUCCCUGUAAAAUUUACAAGAAUUGUUUGCAGGUUGCCACAUUUAAAGAUUUGAAGUACCCAUCCAACGAUUUUGACUAAGGUGAAGAAAUUUACUGUGCAUUAUAGUCAUAAUGUAAAUAUUUACAUUUGGAAUUACAUUUAGGUGUAAUGUUUUUAGGUGCUAUUUUUGGUCGAAAUGCUUCAUAUAUGUACCAUUUACCCUAAAUUGUAAGUGUUACGGCGAUGGCCGUGUACUUUCAGUUUAUUUCAAAGAAGGCAAAAAGAUGGAGAGCAAUUGAGUGCAAAAACCUAUGACCAGGAGAGAGAUAUUACAAGAAUCUGUGGCCAAUAUGACCUCUCCUCCACCCACCACAAAUUACAUGCUAGUAAAAUAGCCAGUGGAAAGCAAAUUUUUAACCGUGUAUAAUGUAGUCAAUGACCAAAUCAAAGCAUUUUGUACUAGUAUCUUAUUCUUUUGUUUUAUGGUACUGCAAAUCUGGGGUUUAAAUUUAUUCAUCAAAUAUUGAUUAAAGCAUGUUCACUUGCACAAAAUAUCCAUCAUAUAAUUCAUUUUAACUUGAAUGCCUUAAUACAGCUCAUACUUUAAGCAGAGACAUUUGUUCUUGAGUUGGACAGAUACUGGAAAAGUCAGUCAGUGAUGGAUUGUAGAAAAUCAAUAUAUUUAAAAUGGAUGUUGUACUGUCAUACUACUUGUACACCACCCCAAAGUAGGCCUACAGUAAAGUCUAAAGAUUGUUUUUUUUUUCAUUCUAUUUGCUGCUUUGAAAAGUGUAUGAAAUGUACAUUGAAGCUAUCUAGUUUGGCUAUAUAUUUUGAUGUAGAGCUUACAUAUUUUGUUGUACAUUUGCUUUGCUAAUAUUUGUAUUUUUUAUUGGUAAGACCUGUGAGAUAAUGUAUAAAUGUAAUUAUAUAAUCAUGAAUCAGCAUAAAUAUUCAGUGAUAUGCGAAAGUCAUAAAUAUCAUGUCCUUUUGAUAUUGACAAAAUAGUUGGCAGUUCAUAGGCAACGGAUGUUUAUACAAACGCCUCCAAAUAAUAAUUUUUCAACUUAUGGGACAUGUAUAUUUCAAAGUAUUAGUUGGUCAGACAAAUGAAAUUCAGCAAAAUGCCAGCAUUUCGCUAAAUGUGUUAUACCUCUGUUAGAUGCUAUGUGAUUGUUUGAUUUAUUGAAUGUAUUGAAAUAGGACUAACAAAGUAUCUAACAGAAAGCAAAAUGCAUUUAGCACAUUUUGCUAAAACACACAAUCAGUAUGAUCAUUGUUUUAUGUACCAACAACUAAAUCAGGUGCAUUGAUACAAUGAAAUCUACAUAUCCUAUGGGUUUAAUAUACAUAACCAGCCAUGGUGAAUUAUGAACAAAUUGUAUUUAGAAAAUAAUACAUGCAUGCAUGUAUCUUAUCAUUAGUAUAGUUUUUGUAAGCAUCUCUCUGGUAGAGUGUGUUAUAAAUAAAGUAGUAAAAUCUUAUUGGCAGGCUUCCUUUUCAGUUCUGAGUUCUGCUUGCCAGGAUAAUCUUGCUUCGUAUCUUUGUGUUCAAGCUUGUGACUAUCUAAACAUGUACAUGUAUACAUGUAGAUCUUUCAGUUCUGUAGGUUUAUUGAUUAGGAACUUAAGAGUUUCUGUAUAACUAUUUUUUUUCUCUUUGACAACUUAUGUCUACAUUAUGUGAAUGAAUCUCAAGUUUGACUAUUUAUCUCAAUACAUGUUCAGAUGAACAUGUUUCAUUCUUAAAGGAAUGCAUGAUUUUCAGUUUGUGUGGAAUAGCUUGAGGAAUAAACUUUUGAUGUGAACAUUCA
Messenger RNA from Lytechinus variegatus (green sea urchin), 2934 nucleotides. Its product is annotated as heat shock factor-binding protein 1-like. The record is from RefSeq and is a predicted model, not a curated record. NCBI's taxonomy places the organism in Eukaryota, Metazoa, Echinodermata, Echinoidea, Temnopleuroida, Toxopneustidae. Gene Ontology annotation, molecular function: transcription corepressor activity. Gene Ontology annotation, cellular component: nucleus; cytosol. The coding region runs from base 111 to 344 and encodes 77 amino acids. Gene Ontology annotation, biological process: cellular heat acclimation. The transcript is spliced from 3 exons.